Priapulus caudatus is the source of this 1504-nucleotide messenger RNA. Its product is annotated as sushi, nidogen and EGF-like domain-containing protein 1. The record is from RefSeq and is a predicted model, not a curated record. The coding region runs from base 223 to 729 and encodes 168 amino acids. Lineage: Eukaryota; Metazoa; Priapulida; Priapulimorpha; Priapulimorphida; Priapulidae. The transcript has 7 exons. Gene Ontology annotation, biological process: establishment or maintenance of epithelial cell apical/basal polarity; heterophilic cell-cell adhesion. Gene Ontology annotation, cellular component: protein-containing complex; plasma membrane.
CACAGGGAAGCACAUCUAUGUAACAGGUGGCAUCUCCCCGCGCCACGCAUACACACACACACGCGCGCGCACACACGCGUGCCGGCAAACCCGCAGUCACAUCCCGGACGUGAAAGAGAGAGUUAGUGAGUGAAUGACAUUGAGAGAGAGAGAGACACACACACACACAGAGGGAAUAUCGGUAGAAGUCAACCAGCGUCUGUGUGAAUUCGUGCAAUAAAGAUGAGCCUCGGGAUAUGGAGCUGGAUUUUGGCAUCGCUGUUUAUAUGCAUCUCUGCUGCUCCUAGUGAUGUCAGCAAGUCAGCUGGUCUACCUCGGGGUGUGCUACGCGGAUCCUCGGAGAACGCGUGCGCCAAGUUCCCCUGCAGGCACGGAGGGCGCUGUCAGGCUGCAGGCGUGGGCCUGUACACGUGCACGUGUCCGUGGAAGUUCGUGGGAGAUCACUGCGAAACUCUGUACCAGCCCUGUCACCCUAACCCGUGCCGCAACCGCGGCGCAUGCAACAGGGACGCGACGCAGACGACGUACAUGUGCACGUGCAUGCACGGCUUCACGGGAAGAGACCGGGCGAGAUCCGCGACAACCCGUGCAACACCGAUCCGUGCCAACAUGGCGGCACGUGUGAUUGGGGUUAUGGUGACAGGCCAUACGUUUGCACGUGUAACUACGGGUGGAAGGGGCAAGAUUGCGAGUAUCCAAACGUCCCUUGCAUCCGGUAGCCCUGUAUGAACGGUGGCACCUGUUAUUCACUCGUCAACUAUCAGGCGAAUGUCUAUCAGUGCGUGUGCCCGCCUGGCUACGGCGGCAAAAGGUGUGACGUCAGCACCUACUCGCAGACGCUCGCACUAACCAGAGAUGACGUCACCAGAGAUGUACAGACGUUCGCGGCGUCUUAUGUCGGCGACAAAGAUUCGUCGCUGGCGACGCAAGAUUCGCCGCUCUUCGGGGGAGGGCUGGUGUUGUCGGCACCGGCUGAGCUCGGCAUUAGGCCCGAGAAGAAGCGUAGCGGCAGAGAGGAUCUGCCCACACACAGCAAGUUUAAUCCGUACAAGCCGGCGUCUGACACACACUUUCGUCACAAGGUCGAUCCGUUAGUGUACUACCGACGAUAUAGCCGUAAUCCCUCGAUCAUCUUCUAGUGUAUCACGUGCUGCCAUCUAUCCUCAAAUUUACCGAGAAUAAUGUGGAGAGAAAACCAGGUGGUGAUCUUAGUGCCAAGCAUCUCAAAAUGUUAGCGAUAAAAAAAUAAAAUGCGCGCGGUCUGUAAAAAAUCGCAACGGAAAAAAGUGUCGUGCGCUGUGAAUAACCCAAGGAGCAGUUCGUCAUAAUACAGUGGUCCCCGCUUUAUCAGUAUAAGCGGACAGUUCGGGAAAUAUGUAAUUGUCCCGUUUAAACGGCGAAUACGUAACAGCGUGCGUCAGGAUCACAGCCACUUGGAGCGUUUCAAUAAAAUAUAAUGCUAAAUAUAUACGAAAUAUAUUUACUACCAAAGUCUUAAUGUUUC